AUGCUUGGCAUCGUGAUAUCAUUCCUGAUUCUAGCGCUGCUAUGUGCUGGCAUGCGACUUUGGACCCGCAUCUUCAUUGUUCGAGCGGUAGGAUGGGAUGACUUCUUUCUGGUGCUCGUUAUGAUUUCAAUCUCAGUUGGAAGUAUUGGCACUUGCAUAUAUCAUCUAUUAUUCAUACAGUACGAUAGGUUCAUCAAGUUCAUGAAGAUCUUCUACGUCUGCAACGGCACAUUACCGAUAUCAACGUCCUUCAUCAAGGUUGCCAUCCUGCUCCAAUACCUACGAAUAUUUGAGCGUGGUUCAAAAUCACGAAUUCUCACCAUCAUCAUGAUCUGCCUCGUGGCAAUGUGGGGAGCCGCCUUCAUUUUUCUCGCCUGGGUACCAUGCAUUCCCGUUGCAGCUUAUUGGGACUGGUCAAUACCCACCACCAGACGCUGGGGGUUCGGAACGCAGGUUGCGGAGGAAUUAAUUCGGACAUAUGAGGCACACGCCACGAGCAACAUGAUUCUUGACUUCAUCAUCUUUGCUAUCCCUUUACCACUAUACUUCAACACAGAGGCCAACAAAAGGUCCCGGAAGACCGUUCUCGGUCUUUUCUUGCUGGGCAGCCUAGUUUUGAUGCUCUCUGCCUGGCGCCUCGUAUCACUAGUCCGCUCCCGCGCCGGAACGUACCCAACCUUCGACCCAACCUGGGCCGCUCCGGGACCCAUGGCCCUCUCCAUCCUCGAGAUUGACAUGGCGGCCAUCUGUGCCUCCCUCCCCGUCUUCUGGCCCGUCCUUCAAAACAGCAUGGGCAUGAUCUUUGUCACGCACGAGGUCAAAGUCACCACAGAAACAGUUGAGACGACGCGCAGCCGCGACGACGACGAGUGCCUCGAGCUAUCCAACGGCGGCGCGGGAAACAACGGUUCCUUCUCAUUCUCGCAGCAGAGCCCCGUACUGGAUACGGAGGGGCUGAUUGAGCAGUACCAGCAGCAGACGGACAUUUUCGGGAGCUAUCUCAAGGGCAAGACGACGACGGAUGUGGAGACUGUGCCGACGCCGCUCCGGGACGUGCCGCCGGCCAAGGAGCCUGAGCUUUUUGGGAGUUAUUUGAAGGGCAAGACUACGACGAAUGUGAAUGCGGAUCCGACGAUGAAAAUGGUGUGA
Molecule: messenger RNA, 1149 nt
Organism: Colletotrichum acutatum
Lineage: Eukaryota; Fungi; Ascomycota; Sordariomycetes; Glomerellales; Glomerellaceae
Exons: 5
Coding region: 1-1149 (382 amino acids)
Source: RefSeq, a predicted model, not a curated record